Abrus precatorius (Indian licorice) is the source of this 693-nucleotide messenger RNA. RefSeq lists its product as uncharacterized. The coding region runs from base 1 to 693 and encodes 230 amino acids. The transcript has a single exon. NCBI's taxonomy places the organism in Eukaryota, Viridiplantae, Streptophyta, Magnoliopsida, Fabales, Fabaceae. The record is from RefSeq and is a predicted model, not a curated record.
AUGGCUGACACAAACAGUAGCAUCUCACUGCCACAAACCCAUGAACCAAACCCCAUUAUUGAGCCACUCUUGCAUGCCCUUGACCCCGUAUCUCUGAUCCUCAACCAGAAUUCUCAUUCAGACCAACCUUUCCCUCUAAGGCUAACCUCUGCAUACAACUUCAUCAUGGAGAGAGGUCCUAAUUACACUGCAUAUGCUGAGCUGAGAGAAACAAGGUUGCAUAUGAAGUGUUUGAUGCAAGAAAAACAACAAGUGCCUCAAGAACUGGAACCAACAAAACUUGCCACCACCCCUCCAAGGAAAAAACAGGUAGAGUUUCAAGCUUGUGAAGGAAACUCAAAAGGGUUCUUUGUUGCUCACUCUGUGCCUGAUUUUUCUGCUGCUUUGAGGAAAGAGAAUAAGAAGCCUGUGAGCAAUUUGCCUUCAAGGAUGGAGAUGACACCCCCACCAAGCAAGAGUGGAAAUGGGUUGUUGUUGAGUUCAAGAGGGAGCAAGUCAGCUAGUGGAGGUGAGAAGAAGAAGGGUGGUGGAGGUGUUCUGAUGGCAAGGAAGAGCUAUGCUUGCAUUGAUGAGCUUAAGAGUUUUUCUUCUGCUACAGCCAUUGCCAUCAAUGGUGAAGGUAGAAGAGGAGGAGGAGGAAGGAGCAACAGAGUGUUAGGGAAGACAGUUUCAGGGCAUCACAGAUUGUUUUGA